GAUUGACGUGUCGCGAGCAAACAGAUCCCUAGUAUUUUCUUUAAUUUCGUGGUGGAAUUUGUGUUUCCUUCUUCUCGAAUCACGCAACCACCAGCAAGAAUGAUAUAUUCUAAAUCAUUAAUGUUGCUGGCAUCUCUGUUGCUGGUGCCACUAGCGAACGCCUUGUACUUCCACAUCGGUGAAACGGAACGCAAAUGUUUCAUCGAGGAAAUACCGGAUGAAACUACGGUAGUAGCCAACUAUAAGGUGGAGCUGUACGAUCCAAGAUCUGGAGGAUUUAUGCCAUCUUCACCCGGAAUUGGCAUGCACGUCGAAAUAAAGGAUCCUGAUGAUAAGACGAUCCUGUCCCGCGUUUACAGCUCGGAAGGACGCAUUUCGUUCACAUCUCAUAUUCCCGGAGAGCAUGUUCUCUGCAUGUACUCAAAUAGUACGGCCUGGUUCAGUGGUUCGCAGCUUCGUGUCCAUCUGGAUAUUCAGGUCGGAGAGCACACAAUCGACUACGCUAACGUUGCACAGAAGGAAAAGCUUACGGAACUGCAGUUGCGUAUUCGACAGCUGUUGGAUCAAGUGGAUCAAAUCACAAAAGAACAAAACUAUCAAAGAUACCGCGAAGAACGAUUCCGUCAAACGAGCGACAGCACUAACCAGCGAGUUCUGUGGUGGUCACUUGCGCAAACUUUGGUGCUUCUGGUCAUGGGAUUCUGGCAAAUGAGGCAUCUGAAGAGCUUCUUCGAAGCAAAGAAACUAGUUUAGGUUUAUAAAUCUGGUAAAACUGUGAGUCACGAAUUGCAAUAAAUUUUGUGAAACUAA
Molecule: messenger RNA, 810 nt
Organism: Anopheles coustani
Lineage: Eukaryota; Metazoa; Arthropoda; Insecta; Diptera; Culicidae
Gene: eca
Product: transmembrane emp24 domain-containing protein eca
Exons: 4
Coding region: 100-753 (217 amino acids)
Biological process (GO): Golgi organization; intracellular protein transport; endoplasmic reticulum to Golgi vesicle-mediated transport
Cellular component (GO): COPII-coated ER to Golgi transport vesicle; endoplasmic reticulum; endoplasmic reticulum-Golgi intermediate compartment
Source: RefSeq, a predicted model, not a curated record